GACGUAGUUUUCCCUUUCUUAGAUGCUCUCUCCGUUCUUGACCGAUACAUUUGGUGUUACGCGAUCUCUCGACACUCAUUCGGGAUCGUUCCGCUUCUCCCCCUCUAGAGAUCGGAACCCUAAUUUGGGGGCAAAAACCCUAGCCGCGAUCCAAGGAUUUCGAGACCUCUCGAUCCAAUCCGCAGAAGAUUCCCGCAGGGGUAUCGUUUUUUUUCGUUUAAUUGUUGAGAGGGAGGGGGUUUGAGGGUCGAGACACAUGAAGGAUCCCUCCGAUCGGACUAAGGUCGUGGUCCGGCGCUUGCCGCCAUCGAUGUCGCAACCCGUGCUGAUGGAGCAGAUCGAUGGGAGGUUUGCCGGCCGCUACGAUUGGGUGUGCUUUCGUCCCGGAAAGAAUAGCCAAAAGAACCAGAGAUAUACUCGAGCUUACCUUAACUUCAAGAUACCAGAUGAUGUGGUUGAGUUUGCUGAGUUCUUUGAUGGGCAUAUAUUUGUCAACGAGAAGGGUGCUCAAUUUAAGGCUCUUGUAGAGUAUGCACCCUUUCAACGUGUCCCAAAGCAUUGGUCAAAGAAAGAUGUUCGUGAAGGGACCAUAUAUAAGGAUUCUGAAUAUAUGGAGUUUCUUGAGCUUAUAUCAAAGCCUGUGGAACAUCUUCCUAGUGCUGAGAUUCAGCUGGAGAGAAAAGAAGCUGAAAGAGCUGGUGCUACAAAGGAAACACCCAUAGUAACACCUCUAAUGGAUUUUGUUCGACGGAAAAGAGCAGCUAAAAGUGGUGUUCAGAGAUCAUCUGGUAGUGGUAAAGUUAGCAGAAGAGCUUUAGGAGUUUCUGCGAGCAGCUCAAGUCCUUCCAAAAGAAGUUCCGAGAAGCGUAAAGUUUAUGUGUUAAAGGAUAGCACGAAAAAGGGGAGUGCCAAAGACAAACCAACAUACAUUUUAAUGUCAAGGAGAGAAGAUCAGCAGCUUACAGUGGAUAAAUCUGCUUAUGUACCUUCUCCAGGGAAAAAAGAAGCAUUAGAAGAUGAAUUUGCUUCUGAAACUUCUGAAUCUGGAAAAGGAAGAUUUGUGCUUUUGAAAGGGAAAGAGCAAGAAGUUUCUGAUGUGUCUAAGAGUUUGUUACAACAGCAUAUCAUAACAUCUUCGGUAAGAAAUUCACCAUCCUUAACAUCUAGACAGAACCAGGCAAGUGGAAGAAUCAUUAGGAAAAUACUCUCGAAGGAAGGGCAUGUGGAUCAGUCACAUGUAUCUGUGACCCAUCCUGAGCAGCAAACACAAGCGGUAAAUGUGGAGAAGGACAAGCGCCUGCCUCGGCCCCCCAGUGCAAUCUCAAAUACGAAAGAUUACAUUUCACGUAUUUCAUCACUUGCAUCUGUUUCUGAUGGUGAUGAUAAAAGAUAUAUAGUUGAUAAAUUUUCUGUAAACAAUAUACAAGGUUCCAUAUCAAUUAGUGAAAAGCACGAAAAGCGAACAAGGAAAAAGGAUAGACCUGAUCGUGGUGUUUGGGCCCCUCGUCGUCGUGCAGACAGAUCUCGAUCUGGUGAUGGAAGUCCAUAUGCUGAGGUGACUCAGAUGACGGAUGCUUUAGAAAGCAUAUCCAUUUCUCACCAGGCUGUUGGUAAAGUUGGGGAGGAGGACAUGGUUGUUCAAAAUGCUCGUGUUGGACGUGGCAGUAAUUUGCAUGCCGCCUAUGAAACAUCAUUAGGUCGUGUAGAAAGAAAAGCUGAUAUGUCUUCUGCAAGUAGAAGUGAAGAUAUGAAGAUGUAUGGAAGUGGACGAGUUGAUUUUUCUUCAUUGGAUAAUGGUUCUCAUAGGCAUGUUGGCCGCCGUGUGUCUGCACGUGGUCCAAAGGAAACGGAUAGCUCCUUGAGUCUUACGGAGGGAAAGAGUUUUAAAAGGGGUCCCACUGUCUACAGUUCCCACGAGAGACAAGUAUGGGUUCAGAAGUCAGGCUCAGCUUCGUGAAUCUUCUAGUGAAUGGUGAAGGAUAUAUGCAAUUAUGCACUAUUGCAGAUUUGUCAAUUGUGGCAACAUUUUGGUUGUGGGGCUCGGUCUAUCAGUUCUUGAUAAUGUUUGCAUGGCAGUUAUGCGGCUUUGGAUAAAUGCUGCUCGAAGGAUGCUGUUACCAAAUUGUUCCAUAUGGAAUUACAGCUAUAGCUCUAGUUGAAUCAAGAGCAGCAUGAUCUAAGGUAGCUAGGAAGUGAAAUAAAUUGGCUUGUGGGUCUGUGAGUUUCAAAAAAAUAUCGAGUUAUUUGGAUGGAAUCCUGUUGGCCAGCUGAUGGAAGAUUCGUCUGUCUUCUAUACCACUGAACAGUUUGAGCUGGCUAAGAUACUUUUCGCAUAGAGAUGUAAGCAAAGGCCCUUCUCAAGUAUAUUAUGCCAACGAGCAACUUCUCUUGGUAUAAACUGUAAAGAAUAGUUUGAGGAGGUCAGUGCUUCUUUCUGGCCAUUGUUUAUAGGUUUGAAGAGCGUUGUACGACUCACUGCUUCAUGGACUACUUGGUCUGGUUAGUACUUAUACAGUAGUGGGAGAAUCCCCGUUUUAAGCACCCCAAGUAUUACCAUUUGUUGCUGUAAAGUGUAAUGGUGAAACCGGCUUAGGGUGGAUCGGUCUGUCAUCAAGGUCUGUUUUGGAGUAUUUGAACGAGUUGAUUGAGGCAUAAAACUCGGGUUUUGUGACUUGGUUUAUGCUGUUAUACUGCUAAAUCUAAGAUGGGUUUUAUUUCAA
This is a messenger RNA of Musa acuminata AAA Group (dessert banana), 2720 nucleotides long. RefSeq names its product regulator of nonsense transcripts UPF3. Gene Ontology annotation, molecular function: mRNA binding. Gene Ontology annotation, biological process: nuclear-transcribed mRNA catabolic process, nonsense-mediated decay; positive regulation of translation. Lineage: Eukaryota; Viridiplantae; Streptophyta; Magnoliopsida; Zingiberales; Musaceae. The record is from RefSeq and is a predicted model, not a curated record. Gene Ontology annotation, cellular component: nucleolus; cytoplasm. The transcript has 12 exons. The coding region runs from base 257 to 1957 and encodes 566 amino acids.